Messenger RNA from Camelina sativa (false flax), 978 nucleotides. Lineage: Eukaryota; Viridiplantae; Streptophyta; Magnoliopsida; Brassicales; Brassicaceae. The record is from RefSeq and is a predicted model, not a curated record.
AACUUUCUUCUAGACGAAGUAAAAAAAGCCGCGUCUCGUCGGAAUCUGAUGGAGAAGAAGAAGAAAGGUGAUGAUGUAUCAAACUCGAAGCCGCCUUUAAUGGCGUUGAACCAUGUAUCAAGGCUUUGCAAAGACGUUAAAAAGUCUUUGGAGUUCUACACGAAGGUGUUAGGGUUUGUGGAGAUAGAGCGUCCAGCGGCGUUAAACUUCGACGGUGCGUGGCUUUUCAACUACGGUGUAGGAAUCCACUUGGUGCAAGUCAAGGACGAAGACAAGUUACCUUCCGACACGGACCAUUUGGACCCGAUGGAUAACCACAUUUCUUUCCAGUGCGAAGACAUGGAAGCUUUGGAAAAGAGGCUCAAGGAAGUGGAUGUUAAGUACAUCAAGAGGACGGUGGGUGACCAGAAAGAUGCAGCCAUCGACCAGCUCUUCUUCAACGACCCCGAUGGCUUCAUGGUGGAGAUAUGCAACUGUGAGAAUCUCGAGCUUGUCCCACGCCAUUCAGCAGACGCUAUACACCUCCCAGAAGACCGACAUGCACCUCCUGUUGCCCUCCCUGGCUCACCCAACCGUAGAAAGCCCCAGCCCAAUUCAUAAUAAUACUCGUUUCGUCUCUACCUAGUCCUGUGCUGUGCUAAUCUACCACUCUAUUAAUCAAUGUUUGUUUGGGACGCGAACUCCUUUCAUGUUCCAACCAUGAGUGUGCUAGUAAGGCAGGCCAUUUUGUUUUUUUUGGUUCGGAAUCGGUUUGGGUUUGGUUUGUAAUAAAACUUGACUGAACUCAAACCGUAGUUAUUUCGGUUUUGUUCGUCUUGGUUAAUCUAGUUCAGUUUGGUUUUAAGUGAGUCUGGUGUUACUUUGGUUGGGUUUCUAUUUGGUUAGGUUUGUUUGAGUUUGUUCUGAAAAAUGUGAACAAAUUCUCAUGUUUUUUUUUCAAACCAGUGUAAGCUCUACCAUAAAUUUUAUAGUAACACA